AUGGCAGCUGCAGCGCCCCCAAUGCUGGCUGCAGACAUGUACACGCCCAAAGCCGACGACGACACAUGGCCAACGGAGUUGGAUGAUCUACAAGAACCACCAGCCAAACGCCAGAAGCUCAACACGGGAGUCAAAGCCAUCGACCAAGCUCUUGAUGGGGGCUUCGAUUUCGGCAGCAUACACUGCAUCACUGCGGAGCCAGAUCAAGAAAUUAAAGAGGUUCUCCAGACACUGCUUCUUUCCCACCUUUGCGGCUCGACACAUGCCACGACCACGGUCAUUGACAGCUCACUCUCCUUCGACCUGUUGGGAUUGUAUCAUGCACUGGAGAGCUCGUCGAAGGAGUCGCAGAAUAUGAAUCAGGACGCUAAGGUGAUGCUGGAGCGCCUCAAAAUUAUGAAAGUCUUCGACUGCAUCGGACUCGCGGAAGCCGUGGGAGAGUUACGCGAGAAUCUGGAACACCCACCAGAAGAUGUCCAAGCCAAGCCAGUCCCAAAGAGCACCAUCGAAGACAGCGAAGAUGAAGAUGAGAUGCUCGACGAUCCGCUUCCAAAACGACAGCCGCCCAUGCCAGCACCAGACGAGACGAAGAAAGAGCCACCGAGACACCUUCUCAUCAUCGACAAUAUCUCCAAAGUCAUCAGCCCGCUGAUCAAGAGCAACUACACCAACGGCCAAGCAGGUCUGGCAUCACUGAUGAGGUCGCUGCGGCAUAUCGCCCGUGAGCAUGAGCUCUGCACUGUGAUGUUUAGCACAGCCAGUAAUAAACCCGCGACGGAAGACGAUACGGCCAGUCUGUUCGCAUCUUGCACGAUCCGACCUGCUCUGGGGCCGACGUUUGGCCAAUUGUUGGAUGUGCAUUUGUAUCUGCAUCAGAUUCCUUCUCGAAAGGUCGCGGAAGCGGAUAACCCGGGAAGUACGGUGGAGAUGGUGAAUAUUCUGGAAGUGGUGCAAGACAGUAUUGGGGUGCGAUAUGGACGAUGGGCGCCAUUUUUGUGCAAAGCCGACGGAACGCUGACAGACUUCCCAUGA
Messenger RNA from Zasmidium cellare ATCC 36951, 1032 nucleotides. RefSeq lists its product as uncharacterized. Gene Ontology annotation, biological process: reciprocal meiotic recombination; DNA strand invasion; telomere maintenance. The record is from RefSeq and is a predicted model, not a curated record. The coding region runs from base 1 to 1032 and encodes 343 amino acids. The transcript has a single exon. Lineage: Eukaryota; Fungi; Ascomycota; Dothideomycetes; Mycosphaerellales; Mycosphaerellaceae. Gene Ontology annotation, molecular function: single-stranded DNA binding; ATP-dependent activity, acting on DNA; four-way junction DNA binding. Gene Ontology annotation, cellular component: centrosome; Rad51B-Rad51C-Rad51D-XRCC2 complex; replication fork.